This is a messenger RNA of Bradysia coprophila, 2135 nucleotides long. Its product is annotated as double-stranded RNA-specific editase Adar-like. Gene Ontology annotation, biological process: adenosine to inosine editing; RNA processing. Gene Ontology annotation, cellular component: nucleolus; cytoplasm. The record is from RefSeq and is a predicted model, not a curated record. Gene Ontology annotation, molecular function: adenosine deaminase activity; double-stranded RNA adenosine deaminase activity; tRNA-specific adenosine deaminase activity. NCBI's taxonomy places the organism in Eukaryota, Metazoa, Arthropoda, Insecta, Diptera, Sciaridae.
ACCGUCAAACCAAACAAUAGGAGAAAAAAAAUCAUUUUGAGGACUAACAUUGUCGUAAGAGGUAUUAUGUUACCUCACGUAAAUAUAUUUUUCUACAAAUUUUGUUUUCUGUGAGUUUUUCGUUUAUGUAAAAAUUCAAAGUCCCUUUUCGUACCAUUUACGUUCAUAUUUCGUAUCUGAAUAAUCUAAAUCACAAAAAAAGAGAAGAAAUAGGGCAGUUCAGCAUCCCGUCCCUUAAGUUAAAAUGAAUCUAAUUCGGAAAAUUCCAUCGAAAUUAAUCCGAACUUCCCAGGUGGGGACGACAUCAAUUCCCAAAAAUCGAUGGAUCGUUCGCAAUCCAUUCACUAAAAAAGGUGAAAAUCAAAGUCAUGACGAACGAGACAGCCUUGCUGGUUUAUAUACACCGCUGGAAGAAUAUACUCGUUACCGAAAGGAGGUUCUCAACUUGUCGGCGAAUGCUGAACUGGAAGCUCUUGCUCUUAAAAAGAAUCAUAGAAAGCGAGCCCGAUCCCCUUCUCAUGACGAUCAUUCGUAUGCAAAGAGACUGUCAUCAGGUAGUAAUCAUACCAGCCGAGAAGAUGACAAUAUUUUCGUUCGAAAGACAAAUUCAUUUUCUGACGAUCAUCGUAAAAAGCGAGCUCGUGAAUCCAAUUCCGAUGACCAUAAUGCAGCGAAGAAGCCACGAUUGAAUGAUACGCCUAUCCAGUAUGCGAUUAAACAUCCGAGUCAGUAUGCCGAUCCAAACCGAAAGGUUUUGGAGAGUUUAUUCGAUCCUGAAAUUACUGCUGAAGGAUGGAAAAAGAAAAGCGAUGGAUUUGAAUACCACACACAGAUCCGUGGAACCACCUACUACAAUAUGGGCAAUUCAAUCGAUGAUGCUAGAGAGCAUGUGGCCGAGAAAGUUCUCAAGGAGCUGUGUGAUUUCAGACGAGAGUAUAUUCGUUGGCCUGACCAUUUGUUGCCGUUUCGAUUGAAUCAAGAAUUCGCUGAUCAGAUUGAACGAAUGGUAAAGACCAAAUUCGAUGACAUUAUGGUGCGCGAUCUUCGUUACAAGGAACACAAAGUACUAGCUGGAAUCGUAAUGACUACACAUGCACUGUCGCCGCCAAGUGCUAAAGUGGUUGCCAUUGGUACUGGAACCAAGUGCUUCGAAAACGUGAACCGUGACGGAGGUGGUACCAUUCUGCAUGACAUGCAUGCAGAGGUGGUGGCUCGGCGAAGUUUCAAGCGAUUCCUUUGUCAUCAACUAAAUGAAAUGCGCAAGAAAAAAUCGUCUGUAUUUGAAUGGCAAGGCAAAGAUAUUCGACUGAAAGACGGGGUGAAGUUUCAUUUGUAUUGCAAUGCAAUACCCUGCGGUGAUGCUCGCGUGUUCAGUUUGAGAGGCCUGAUGCAAGUUAAAAAUGAGGCGAAAAUGGGAUCGUUGAGAAUCAAAAAAAUUGGAGGGACAGAACCAAUAUCGGAAAAUAUUUUCCGCAUCACCUCCCUUUCAUGCUCCGACAAAAUUGCGCGAUGGAAUGUACUCGGACUACAAGGUUCCCAGUUGGCUAAAUUCAUCAAACCAAUUUAUUUGGAAUCUAUUGUCCUGGGCAGCCGUUACAGUCCCGUUCACUUGUAUCGAGCAAUAGGUGGACGCUUAACAGACAUUUUGCCCGUUCUACCUUCCGAUUAUCGCUUGAACAAGCCAUACUUCGAAUCCACAUCACUAAUUGAAACCGAAAACUCUCCUGCACGUGAGUCAAUGAAGUAUGGCAUUUGUUGGAGCGAUGUAUCCGACGAUGAAAACGGGCCAGAAGUUCUUGAUUUGUUGACCGGUUUAACAAAUCGCGGACACACAUCGAAGAUAUCGAAGCUUUCCUUUAUGCGUAUGUUUAACAGCAUAAAUCAAAAGCUACCGUAUCGGUCCAAUGACGGAAUUGCUAACUUUCAGAAAGUGAAAGAGCAAUUUUAUCUGGCGUUGAAGAAAGGAAAUUAUGGAGCCUGGGAGAAGAUCGCUGUCUAGCUUCGUACACUUGCACUUGAAUUAUGUUUAUCUGCAUUUACAUUAUGUUUGCGUUAAUCUGUUUUAUUUUUUUAUAUUUUGAGACUCUGAUGAAUAUUUUUCGUUUUCAUAAUAAAUUUCUUUGGUUCCAAAUGGA